AUGCGCCACAGCAAGAGCUCAGCUGCUGCCCGCCGUCUCCUCGGCGCUCUCUCUCCGCACUUCGAGCAUGCGUGGCCAUGGCCACUCGUCGUGCAAAUUGUCGACGCCACCGACUUUGACUCCACGUUGAUAUCCGGCGAGAUUGAGGCUGCCACCGCCAGCCUCGGCGCCGCGCCGACGACGUUGCUCGCUCUGACAAAGGCGAACCUGACGCCGCGGCUGGACGAGGCGGACCUGCUCUACCUGCAGUACCGUGCUCAACAGCGAGGGCCGCUGCUGCGCUGCCUCUCCGCCCACCCCGUGGCCGCAAACAGCCUCGACGGAGUGACUGAACUCGCCUCCGCCGUGCUCGCCGCCGCUCGAGGGAGCGAGGUGGUCGUGUGCGGCGCGUCGCGCGUCGGAAAGGCCUCCCUCGCUCGGGCGCUCGCCCAGCACGGCUGCGAGGUCCGCGACACGGCGCCGCUCGAUCUGCCGUGGCGUACGCCCAUCCUACCGCCACUCGACGGGGAUACGCCCGCCCUGCUGCUACCACAGCCGCCGCUGCUCAUCGAGCCGGGCCAGGGUGUGGCGUAG
Molecule: messenger RNA, 573 nt
Organism: Emiliania huxleyi CCMP1516
Lineage: Eukaryota; Haptophyta; Isochrysidales; Noelaerhabdaceae
Exons: 2
Coding region: 1-573 (190 amino acids)
Source: RefSeq, a predicted model, not a curated record